AAUGGAUUCUGUACAUCUUUCCAAUUACGAAUCAAAGAUGAACAAAUCAAUCGAUGGUCUAGAAGGCACUUCUUUAUUGGAUAAGCAUCCUAAUUCCAGGAUAACGAUAAGAAAACCUCAAUACACGCGAGCAGUAUCGAAGACGGGCGAAUGCAACGUGUACCCCACCAAAGUGUCCAAAAGGCACUUCCUCAAAGACAAGUUCACCACGUUAGUGGACCUGAAAUGGCGCUACACGCUGGCCGUCUUCUUCGCCGGCUUCCUCGCCUCCUGGACCAUCUUCGCGAUCCUCUGGUGGCUGAUCGCCUACACCAGAGGCGACUUGGAGGCGGAUCACCUCCCAGACCGGCAGGCGGCGACCGGCUGGAGGCCCUGCGUGACCGACAUCUCCGGCUUCACGUCGUGCUUCCUGUUCUCGGUGGAAACCCAGCAGACGACCGGCUACGGGGAGAAGCGACCGACGGAGAAGUGCCCCGAGGCCGUCGCCUUGAUGUGCGUACAAAACGUGGUGGGUUUGAUGGUGGACGCCUUCGUCGUGGGCGUCUUCUUCGCGAAGCUGAUGCGCCCGAAGCACCGGGCUCGAACCAUCAGGUUCUCGCGCGACGCCGUGGUGGUACUCAGAGGAAACGCCCUGUGCUUGGCGUUCAGAUUGGGCGACAUGCGCACCAGGAGUCGCAUACUGGAAGCCAAAAUCAAAGCGCAGUUGAUCACCCAGGUGGUGCAUAAAGACAAUCGAACUGUUUCGAAUUUUAUGAGUAAAUUGGAGGUGAGUGUGGACGAUUGCGAGACUGAUGCAUUGCUGAUGUGGCCUGUUACUGUCGUGCAUCGGAUUACAGCCGGUUCGCCGCUGUUUGAUUUGGUGGAUUUCGGGGGUAGGAGGAUCGCCGGGGAGGUGGAGAUCGUGGUGAGUUUGGAGGGUACGGUGGAGAGUACUGAUCAGAAGACGCAGGCGAGGUCGAGUUAUUUGGGGGAGGAGGUGCUGUGGGGGAGGAGGUUCGAAUCGGUGAUGUCGUUGGGCGGGGAUAAACCGGGUUAUAAGAUCGAUUAUUCGAGGUUCGAUGAGACUGUUAAGUGCGAUGAGACUUUGGAGUAUUUGGAGAGGAUUGGUAGGGAUAAAUGUAAAGCGUCGAAUUGAUGUGAAAUGUGUUCUAUUAAAGGAAAUUUUAUUGUUUCGAAAAAUUGUGUUUGACUCGAAAGAAACAAAAUAGCGAUUUUUUUGUUAAUAGUUUAUGAAGAUAAACUGCUUCACAACAGUUCGCAAAUUUUGUAAUUAUUUUAAAAGUUACAGACUUUUUGAU
Messenger RNA from Phyllotreta striolata, 1298 nucleotides. Lineage: Eukaryota; Metazoa; Arthropoda; Insecta; Coleoptera; Chrysomelidae. The record is from the annotation of a GenBank genome assembly.